Messenger RNA from Diversispora eburnea, 540 nucleotides. The record is from the annotation of a GenBank genome assembly. NCBI's taxonomy places the organism in Eukaryota, Fungi, Glomeromycota, Glomeromycetes, Diversisporales, Diversisporaceae.
AUGGGGGUUAGUGGCUCAGGAAAAAGUACUAUUGGUAAUAUAAUAUCAUUAGAAAAAGGGAUGCCAUUUAUUGAAGGUGAUAAUUUGCAUCCAUUAUCCAACAUUGAAAAAAUGACUGCGGGUAUUCCUCUUAAUGAUUCAGAUAGGAAACCUUGGCUUCAAUCGAUCAAAGAAUCUCUAAAACAAGUGAUUUCUUUCCCUUCAACUAAUCAAGUAGGAGGAGGGAUCUUGGUAACUUGUUCCGCAUUAAAAUUAGAAUAUAGAAAUUACUUAAGAAAAUUAUCUUUAGAUGAAGAAUGUAAUGUUAGUAUAAAAGUUUGGUUUAUUUAUUUGAAAGGGAGUAGAGAAUUGAUAGAGAAAAGAUUAAUUCAAAGACAAGAUCAUUUUAUGAAAGUAAAUUUAUUAAAAUCACAAUUUGAAGCGUUGGAAGAACCAAAUGAAGAAUUAGAAGAUGAAAUUAUUAUUGUAGAAAUUGAUGAUAAAGAUCUUAAUAAAGUGAAGAAUGAGAUUAUCGAUAAAAUAAAAUUAGUCAUCAAAUAA